This is a messenger RNA of Melitaea cinxia (Glanville fritillary), 2911 nucleotides long. RefSeq names its product protein ABHD18. The record is from RefSeq and is a predicted model, not a curated record. The transcript is spliced from 10 exons. Bases 138 to 1928 code for a protein of 596 amino acids. NCBI's taxonomy places the organism in Eukaryota, Metazoa, Arthropoda, Insecta, Lepidoptera, Nymphalidae.
CAGUUUUGUAAUUCACAAUAUUGACAUGAAUGACACUCUUAUGAUUUUCUUUUGAAAAUAAAUUGACGGAUAAUGAACGGCGUAAUACGUAUAGUAACUUAAUAUAAUAAAUUUAGGAACCGCCCAUCAACUGAAUAAUGUCUGCAAGUAAAUUAGACGCCGUUUAUCGAAGUAUACUCUUAACGAAAUUUUUCACAAAAGGUUGGGGAAAACCUGAGAAUUUGAAGAGGUUAUUUGAGUUCAGAAAGGUUGUGUCAAAUCGCGAAGAAUGUUUUAAAUUAAUUGAUAGAAACUAUCCGGUGACAAUAACUAAGGAACAAAAUUUGACAGAUUGUCAUCUACUGGAAGGAUACUUUUUAUCACCUCUAGAGAAAUACUUGCCGGGUAUAGUUCCAGAAAUAGCGCAGAAAGCUCACUUCCAAAUCUUACUGCCAGUUCAUUGGCCCGACCCUCAAUGCAAACCUGUUUGCUUACACUUAGCUGGAACCGGAGAUCAUUUUUUUUGGCGACGGCGAAACUUAAUGGUAAAACCAUUGUUAAAAGAAGCAGGUAUUGGCGGGAUUAUCCUUGAGAAUCCUUUUUAUGGACUUCGAAAACCUACUGAUCAAGUUCGGUCAUCUUUACACAAUGUGUCGGACAUUUUCGUGAUGGGCGGCUGCUUGAUCCUGGAGUCGUUGGUGCUGUUCCACUGGUGCGAGCGCAACGGUCUCGGUCCCCUCGGUGUCACGGGACUCUCUAUGGGCGGACAUAUGGCGUCUUUAGCAGCUACAAAUUGGCCGAAACCACUAGUUCUAGUACCGUGCCUAUCAUGGUCAACCGCGUCUGCGGUCUUCCUUCAGGGUGUCAUGUCUCAUUCCAUAAACUGGGAUCUUUUAGAGGAUCAGUAUCUAUCAGACGGUGUUUACAGAGAAAAACUUUCGAAAAUGGUAACAAUAGUUGAUGAAGCCUUUCUAGCUGGGAAGAAAUUUGCUCAAACGUAUUCUCAAAAUAUGGACCACGGUAAUAGUAACACAGAUGCCAAAAAAAAUGCUAUAAUCGAUUCAUUAAACAGUGAUAUGUUAAAAAACGUCGAUAUCACGUACAAGGAAAUAAAGGGUGAUAAACGUGGUGAUGUAAAUAUAAGUAACAAUAAUAUUGUAAAACCGGAAGUGCCUGUAGACGAAUCAAAAUCGUCAGAUGUAAGCGAAGAAAAUUUGAAAGAUGAUUUGAAAAAGUUACUCGAAGAUAAUAAAAUAACUAAAGUACUGUAUGAUAAGCUCGCAUCUAAUAAGAACUUCGAACUGACACCAAAAGACAUCGAGGAUAUAAAUAAAUUAACCGAUGGAAGAAUUAAAUUGUUACUACUUAAAAGCAAAGAUCUUAAAACCAAUAGUGAUGAUACUGAAACACGUGAAGUCAACUCAAAUAAUAAUGAUAUCCAUGAAAAUAAAAAUCCAACGAAUGUUUGCGAAAAUCUAACAAAUAAUACCGAAGACAAAAAAAUGGAAAACAAAGAAAGUGAUCUAAUGUUAGCAACCAAUAAGAAAGACAAAAAGCCUUGGACAGUGUCAGAUCUUACAUCUGAUCUUUGGGUUAAUUUGCCAUUUUUCAAAUCGACCGGGAAAAAGAUAGACAUAAGCAAAAUCCAUUGGAGGGACAGAGAGGCGCUACAGUUCAUGCGGGGAAUAAUGGACGAAUGCACGCACUUAAGCAACUUCUCAGUACCUUACGACACUUCUUUAAUAAUAGCGGUGUGUGCGAAACAUGAUGCAUACGUGCCUCGCGACGACGUGGGCACACUGGAGGAGAUCUGGCCCGGAGCGGAAGUACGCUACGUGGACGCCGGGCACGUCUCCGCGUACAUAUUGCACCAGUCGCUCUUCAGAUCCUGUAUAGUGGAGGCAUUCGAGCGAUCUAAGAAAAAAUGGAAAGAUGGAGAACACUUUUGACGAAUACAAAAUAAAAUAGUUGCCAAUCAAAUAGUUUUAACAUUAGAACUUUAGAAUUGACAAAGUGAUGUUUCCUAAUGUCCUGUUGUAGCGGUUUAAAAAAUUCGGUAUAAAAAUGUUGUUAUAAUAUAAUUCAAUUCCUACAUCUCUUGGAUAGUAGAAUUGUUUUUGCUCAAUGUGGUUUUAAAUUGACACUUUAGGGGGUAAUUUUCAAAAGUGGUCAUAUCCAAACUUAGGAAUGAUACCAAUUUAAUUUCUUUCAAACCUGGUCUAAUAUAAUAUAAACUCCUAAUAAAUACUUUUGAAAUAACCAAACAAGCUUACUUUCAAAUGAUGUUGUAAGUGGAUUUUUGAAACAACUAUAUUAUCUUUAAAAAUUGCCCUGUGUGUUCUUUACUAUCGUAUUUAAUCAAAAUUGUGUGAUUCUAAUGUGUUCGAAAUUUAAUCAGUGUUAUAGACUGAAAAUUAAAUGUAAUAUACAUACUGAUUUAAAUGUUAGAUCAUAACUAUUAUAAAUGAAAUUAAUUAGCGCAUUACACUUGAUCAAUUACUUAUCGAAUAUAUAAUGAAAAAAAAUACACGCCCCUAAAUCAUGAACCUCGACACUUUUUUUCUUUUAGUUUUCCUUAUAAAUGUUUUAAUGUUUUAGUGUAGCUGUUAUACGAUAUACAUAUUUUAGUACAUUAGAUAUCUAGUCCUCAUUUUAACAUAAAAAAUAACACCAUUUUGGUUUUUUUUUUUUUGAAAAAGCUCAAAUCUAAAUAAGAAUAUUACGAGUCAAAACCAGAUUGUUCAAUCAUUUGUUUUCCACUAUUGUAGUACAAAGUGCGCGUAUUUGCUUUCGAGUGUGUUUAGUUUAGAUGGUUGUUUAUUGUGGAUUACUUAUUAAUAUUUAUUGUUAUCUAUUUGAAUAUUGUGAAGACGUCUCUAUUGAGAUUAAAAAAUGUUAACUAUAUUUUUAUAAAUAAAUUUAUUUCUCAAUU